Messenger RNA from Cyprinodon tularosa, 558 nucleotides. Its product is annotated as coagulation factor IX-like. Gene Ontology annotation, molecular function: calcium ion binding. The record is from RefSeq and is a predicted model, not a curated record. Bases 196 to 474 code for a protein of 92 amino acids. NCBI's taxonomy places the organism in Eukaryota, Metazoa, Chordata, Actinopteri, Cyprinodontiformes, Cyprinodontidae. Gene Ontology annotation, cellular component: extracellular region. The transcript has 3 exons.
AAUUUGGUCAACAGAUUUAUGAACAACAGAUCUUUACGCUCUUGAACCUGAGGGCAUGGGUCAGUUAGUGUUUCAUCACCGCAGGUCUCUCCAUGUGACCAACAGGAGCCCAGUGGUGGCGGGGGAGUGCUGGACACUUUGUACCUUUAUGUCCCGAUGGUAGAGCAGCGAUGGUAGCUUUCUGAUGUAACCGCCAUGUGGCCGAGAGUCUUCAUCACCUUCGUCUUGACGCUGCAGGGCUCCCAGCCAGCCUCAGUCUUUCUGGAGCCACAGAAGGCCCAUGGCGUCCUGGUCCGGACCCGGCGCUACAACUCCGGCUGGUUUGAGGAGCUGAAAAUGGGAGAUCUAGAGCGGGAGUGUCUGGAGGAGACAUGUAGCUUUGAAGAGGCCAGAGAGGUGUUUGAACACACGGAGCUGACGAACGAGUUCUGGAAGAAAUACUCUGGUGAGCAAUGGUUGAUCGACAUGAGUUAGGGCUGAAGUAUAGAGAGAGCUGAACAUGUCUGCUGACCUCCAGGGUUUUAUAAAUAAACAUUUCCACCAUGAGUUCACCUUUAU